AAUGUUUGAUUAGUCAACGCCAAUGUCGACGACUCGAUGGUGUAUAAGCGAACGUAGCACGUGGAACACGUCAAACGUUAUAUUUGAAAGUAUAGACAGAAGUCUUUUUCCUCGUGAAUUCUUCCCAGAAGAGAAUAUUAGCGUCGCUGACAGUCUCUUCUGCGAAGUUAAGUCUGUGCAUGAAAGGAAAUCAUUGUAAGUGGAGAAUAUCGAUUCGCCUGAGUCUGUAACAGCUGACACGUAAUCAUGACCAACCUAACGUCAAUCACGUGAUUCCUCUGAAUCUGGCGCUUAAUUUAAACGAAAUAAGGAAGCUCGACAAUACACAGAACAGAGAGUUAAAAAACGAAAGAAUUAUUUCACUGCGUAAACGCAAUAAAAACACAAAAGUCGUGUCGAUUUCUUGUCUACAAUCAGUGCUUUGCGCUCAUCAAUUUAUAUGAAUUAAAAUCGAACAUCGAGGAGAAAUUUAAAGAUACUCGCGCACCUAUAAUUCUCGCCACGAUCGAUAAGUGAUAACACAAAGUAAAUAGAUCGUGACUAGGGCAACGAUAUGCAUAAGAUUUAACUUUCGAUUGAUAGAGCGAAUUAGCUAUCCGUCCUCGAUAAGGUGAACCGUGUGAUAAAGCGGGGUCGUACGAUCGUCGACAGACAGAAAGAAUCAGAGGCGAGAGAUGUUGACUGUAAUACGUAAAGCGACGCUUUUCAGUCGUUCCUUGGAACUUUUAACGAGUAGUUCGCCGUUACGCGCGCGCACCGUUGUCGCUGGAAUGACGUCCACCGGAAAUCAGGAUUACGGCCAGAAGGUCGUCCCUAAGGACGAGGUCAUUAGGUUUAUCGAGGAGUGCAUGUGUAAGGCCGGUACCACGAUAGAAGACGCGCGCGCCGUCGGUCAUCAUCUAAUGACAGCGGAUUACAGAGGUCAUUUCAGCCAUGGGAUGAACCGGAUGCAGAUGUAUGUAACGGACAUCGAAAACAGAAUCACCGAUCCCACCGCUCGACCGCAGAUUGUCACUGAUUUUCAGGCGAUAGCCCUCGUUGAUGGAAAAAACGCGUUAGGUCAAGUGAUCGGCAAGUAUUGCAUGGAGCUUGCCAUAGAGAAGGCCAAAAAAUUCGGUAUCGGCAUGGUGGCGGCACGUGGCUCUAAUCACUACGGUAUCUGUGGUUACUACACCAUGAUGGCGAUGGAACAAGGACUGAUCGGUUUUACCUGUACCAACACGAGUCCGCUGAUGGCACCAACGCGCAGCAUGAAAUCCGCUCUAGGAACGAAUCCCUUGUCUUUAGGCAUGGCCGCCUCCGACGGCGACGAGUUUGUUCUCGAUAUGGCGACCACCGCCGUCGCCUUGGGCAAGAUCGAGUUGGCCAUUCGGAAGAACGAGGACAUUCCCGAGGGCUGGGCACUCGGAUCCGACGGAAAAGUGACCUGUGAUUCCGAAGAGGCUUACAAAGCUUCUUUAUUGAUGCCUCUCGGUGGCGAUGAACACAGUUCUGGGUACAAGGGCUAUGGUCUGGGUCUGAUGGUUGAGAUACUGUGCGGUAUUCUGAGCGGAAGUCUUUUCGGACCGAACAUCCGCACUUGGAAGUCCAGUGACAGAGUCGCCGAUCUCGGACAGUGCUUUAUGGCCAUUAAUCCGGAGGCCUUUGCGCGCGGAUCGAAAGAGAGAUUGACAAUCUUGCUCAAACAGCUGAGAGACCUACCCACCUCCGGCGAGAAGCCGGUUCUGAUCGCCGGUGAUCCCGAAAGACAACACAUGAAAAAGGUCGAUACAGAGGGCGGAAUCACGUAUCAUCCAAAUCAAUUAAAGGCCUCGGAAGAAUUUGCUAAACACAUGGGCGUACGAUCGAUGAAACUUAUACCUAAAUCCGUUUGAUUUUUUAGUUAUCAACAAAAAAUUAAUCUGCUCUAUCUGAUCUCAUUUCUUUUAUAAUAUCGAUCGUUCGUCUAUUUUUAAUAAACCUCAGUAUAGAGUAUGAAAGAUAAUCGAAAAUUAAUUAAACGCUAAUUUAAUUGUUGUGAUAAAGAAAAUACAAAGAAUAUAUAUUUUUUGAUACUGAUAUAUGAACAUUAUGUAAUAUUUAACAAUUUUCUACUGAAUUGCACCUAAAAAUGAUCAUAUAUGCGCUUUAUGAAAUGGUUACUUCCAAAUAUAACGUAACAAGACUGAUGUAAGAUCUACUUAUGAAAGCCAAUGAGACAUUUAUAUCAAUCUCAGAAUUGUACGAAUAAUAUUUAUGCCGAGGCAAAUCAGAUCGCGUGUGCAAUUCGAUGAUUUGAGCAGACACGAUGUUCGCUACGAUGAUAUAACCAGCGCUGCGAUUUGAUCGCCAUUCGAUGAUGAUGACGGCCUUGGACUUGUCCGCUCGUUCUCGAUUACAGUCGUUACGUCUUUGCGAGUGGGUGUCGAUAAUAUGAAAUAUAGCAGAUUAUUGAAAACAAAUAAGUCACAAAACAUGCGACAUUUAAGGUCAUUGUUUUAUAAGUACUACAAAUUAAUUACAUUUUUUUGCUUGUGCGGUGGGGCCUUUUUUGAAAAGAAAUUUUGU
This is a messenger RNA of Trachymyrmex cornetzi, 2547 nucleotides long. RefSeq lists its product as uncharacterized. The record is from RefSeq and is a predicted model, not a curated record. The transcript is spliced from 2 exons. NCBI's taxonomy places the organism in Eukaryota, Metazoa, Arthropoda, Insecta, Hymenoptera, Formicidae. Gene Ontology annotation, molecular function: oxidoreductase activity. Bases 675 to 1874 code for a protein of 399 amino acids.